Molecule: messenger RNA, 324 nt
Organism: Striga hermonthica
Lineage: Eukaryota; Viridiplantae; Streptophyta; Magnoliopsida; Lamiales; Orobanchaceae
Source: the annotation of a GenBank genome assembly
AUGGCGCUCAAUUUCGUCUUCUUUCUCUUCAUUUCUCUCCAUUUCAACCUCGCGUACUCCUCUCCUUCCCGCGUGCUCAUCGGUGUCCACCCUCUAGAUGAGAAGUACUAUGAAGCGGAGAUGAUCGAGUGCCGAGAUGGUUCGAAAUGGUUCGCCAGAGACCGCCUCAACGACGAUUUCUGCGACUGCGCGGAUGGCACUGAUGAGCCGGGAACUUCCGCUUGUCCCACAGGCAGAUUCUACUGCAGAAAUAUGGGAAGUACACCAAGAUACUUGUUUUCUUCUCGCGUGAAUGAUAAAAUCUGUGGUGACUAUGAGUAUUAA